AUGAUGUGAUGCUCACAGCCCUGCGGGCAAAGUUUACCCAAAAUGAAGAUUUAAAAGAAAUAUUAUUAGGAACUGGAGAUUCUCAACUUGUCGAGGCAUCACCGACUGAUAGUUAUUGGGGAAAUGCUAGGAAAAGUGAUGGUACCGAAGGGAAAAAUAUGUUGGGUAUUUUAUUAAUGCAAGUUAGAGAUGAGUUGAGAAUUAAGGAUAGCCAGUGA
Acaulospora morrowiae is the source of this 218-nucleotide messenger RNA. The record is from the annotation of a GenBank genome assembly. Lineage: Eukaryota; Fungi; Glomeromycota; Glomeromycetes; Diversisporales; Acaulosporaceae.